This is a messenger RNA of Fonsecaea nubica, 384 nucleotides long. RefSeq lists its product as hypothetical. The record is from RefSeq and is a predicted model, not a curated record. Lineage: Eukaryota; Fungi; Ascomycota; Eurotiomycetes; Chaetothyriales; Herpotrichiellaceae. The transcript has a single exon. The coding region runs from base 1 to 384 and encodes 127 amino acids.
AUGCCUUCAACCCAAGAAAGAUGGAUGGUCUGGAACGACAGCCCACACCACUACUGCCACGACCGGAAUCUCUUCUUCAACCUCAACAAGGAUCCCACAGCCGACCAGAACAAGGACUUUGUGGUGCUGGGAAAGGGCGACGUGGUGAUCCCCAUAACAGGAAGCGAGAAACUCACGGCCAUCCGCCUCCAAAACGUGUUGUACUACAAGACCGACAAGCCACGGAACAUCAUCAACCUGAAGGCCCUGCAGCGCGAUUAUCCCAAGUUAGUGCUGAGUCGGACCGUCAAGAUUGGCAUCUACGGCACGGCGAUCGAGCAUGCCGAUGACCCGGGCAAGACGUUGCUUGUUGUUGACGAGUACGACGAAGCUGCGAAGCGUUAA